Molecule: messenger RNA, 5045 nt
Organism: Colius striatus (speckled mousebird)
Lineage: Eukaryota; Metazoa; Chordata; Aves; Coliiformes; Coliidae
Gene: SCAP
Product: SREBF chaperone
Exons: 23
Coding region: 298-4326 (1342 amino acids)
Biological process (GO): SREBP signaling pathway
Cellular component (GO): endoplasmic reticulum membrane; Golgi membrane
Molecular function (GO): protein binding; sterol binding
Source: RefSeq, a predicted model, not a curated record
GAGGGGGUGGGUAAAUGAACCAGGCCGGGAAAACGGACUGAGCGAAAAACAAAGGUUUUUAGAGCGGGGAGAGAGGGGGGGAAAAAGAAAUAAACCCCCCCCCCCCCACACACACACACAAACCCAAAAAGACUCAAAACAGCAACAAAACGGCUGCCGGGACGUGUCGGAGGUGAGGAGGAGCCGCGUGGUGAGUUUCCAGGUGGAUGCAGUGCCUUUGCUGACGUGUUGCACAUGCUGCAGUUGCCCAAGCCCCUGAUGUGCUCCGGGAUGGCCGCAAGGUGACGGCACUUAAGGAUGACCCUGACUGAAAAGCUGCGCGAGAGGAUAUCGCGGGCGUUCUACAGCCACGGGCUGCUGUGUGCUUCCUACCCCAUCCCCAUCAUCCUCUUCACUGGGCUCUGCAUUCUGGCCUGCUGUUACCCACUGCUGAAGCUGCCACUGCCUGGAACAGGACCUGUGGAGUACAGCACCCCAGUGAAGGAUUACUCUCCACCCUCUCCAGACACGGGUGUGCAGCAAGGGGAGCUCAGCGAGCGGCCGGACUGGUAUGUUGGUGCUCCUGUGGCCUACAUCCAGCAGAUCUUGGUGAAGGCCACUGUGUCCCCGUGGCAGAAGAACUUCCUCGCUGUCGAUGUCUUUCGUUCGCCCCUGUCCCGCGUCUUCCAGCUCGUGGAGGAGAUCAGAAACCAUGCCCUGAGAGACAGCUCUGGUGUCAAAAGCUUGGAGGAAGUUUGCCUCCAGGUGACAGAUCUCCUGCCUGGCCUGAAGAAGCUGCGGGACCUGCUCCCCGAACACGGCUGCCUCUUGCUGUCUCCAGGCAACUUCUGGCAGAACGACCGGGAGCGAUUCAAUGCUGACCCAGAUAUCAUCAAAACCAUCCACCAGCAUGAGCCAAAGACCUUACAGACAUCAGCCACUCUCAAAGAUCUGCUGUUCGGGCUCCCUGGGAAGUACAGCGGCGUGAACCUGUACAACAGGAGGCGCGUGGUGUCCUACAGCGUCACGCUGGCCCUGCGGCGCCACGAUGCCAGGUUCCUGAGCAGCCUGCGCUCCCGCCUGGGGCUGCUGCACCCCAGCCCCAACUGCACGCUGCGGGAGGAGAGCAUCGUGCACGUGCACUUCAAGGAGGAGAUCGGCAUUGCUGAGCUCAUACCCCUGGUCACCACAUACAUCAUCCUCUUCGCUUACAUCUACUUCUCCACACGGAAGAUUGACAUGGUGAAAUCCAAAUGGGGCCUGGCCCUGGCAGCGGUGGUGACGGUGCUCAGCUCUCUGCUCAUGUCCGUGGGGCUGUGCACCCUCUUUGGUUUGACCCCUACUCUUAAUGGAGGAGAGAUCUUUCCAUACCUGGUUGUGGUGAUUGGCCUGGAGAACGUGUUGGUUCUCACCAAGUCCGUUGUCUCGACGCCCGUGGACCUGGAAGUGAAGCUGCGCAUCGCCCAAGGCCUCAGCAAUGAAAGCUGGUCCAUUAUGAAGAAUAUGGCAACAGAGCUUGGGAUCAUCCUGAUUGGGUAUUUCACCCUUGUCCCAGCCAUCCAGGAGUUCUGCCUCUUUGCUGUGGUUGGGCUGGUGUCUGACUUCUUCCUCCAGAUGUUUUUCUUCACCACGGUGCUGUCCAUCGACAUUCGCCGCAUGGAGCUGGCUGACCUGACCCGACGCCUGCCGGCAGAGACGUGCCUGGCCGCGGCCAAGCCCGGCAGCCGCUGCCCGCGCCCCGAGCGGCCGCCAGCGCUGCGCCCUGCCCCGCCGCACUCCGUGCCCCUGCAGCCACACUCUGUGCCCCUGCAGCCGCACACCCUGCCCCUGCAGCCGCACACCGUGCCCCUGCAGCCGCACACCAUCACCCUGCAGCCCUGCUCCUUCCGCAACCUGCGCCUGCCCAAGCGCCUGCGCCUCAUCUACUUCUUCGCCCGGACACGCCUGGCGCAGAGGCUCAUCAUGGCUGGGACGGUGAUCUGGAUCGGAAUCCUGGUUUACACGGAUCCUGCUGGUCUCCGCACCUACCUCACGUCGCAGGUCACCGAACAGAGCCCUUUGGGUGAAGCAGGUCUGCCUCCCAUGCCUGUUCCUGGAGGGGUCCUUCCUGCUGGGGACCCCAAGAUCGACCUCUCAGUGUUCCCGUCGGACCCCAUCCAGCUGUCAGAAAACCAGAGUCAGCAGCGUGAGCAGAAGCCGGGGCUGGAGGCCCUGAGCAGGCUGCAGAGCGCCCAGCACGCCUGGGCACAGGGGCCAGAGGGCAAAGGGAACGCACAGAACGAGCCUGGGACCGAGGCAGAGGUGACCUGGGGAGCAGAGGAUGAGGAGAUUUGGAGGAAGCUUUCCUUCAGGCACUGGCCGUCCCUCUUCAGCUACUACAACAUCACCCUGGCCAAAAGAUACAUCAGCAUCCUGCCAGCCAUCCCGGUCACGCUGUACCUCAACCCGCAGGAGGCGCUGGAGCUGCGGCAUCCCCAGGAGGCCAAUCGCUACCAGCCCCUGGGCGCGGGCAGCGGGAGGCUGGACGCUGCAGCUCAGCCCCAGCAGCCCUCGGCCAGGCUGCAAGGCCACCAGGAUGUCACUCUCUACAAGGUGGCUGCUCUGGGCCUGGCCUCUGGCAUUCUGCUGGUGCUGCUGCUCUUCUGCCUGUACAGGGUGUUCUGCCCCAGGAACUACGGGCAGCACGGGCUGUCUCACAGCAGGAGGAAGCGCGGGGACCUGCCCUGUGACGACUACGGCUACUCCCCUCCCGAGACCGAGAUCGUGCCCCUGGUUCUCAGGGGUCACCUCAUGGACAUCGAGUGCCUGGCCAGCGACGGGAUGCUGCUGGUGAGCUGCUGCCUGGUGGGGCAGAUCCGCGUGUGGGACGCGCAGACCGGCGACUGCCUCACGGUCAUCCCCAAGCCCAGGUUGCGGAGAGACAGCGGCGGCAUCUUCGAUUACCAGGAGGGCUGGGAGCAGAGCCCGGACGGCAGGGCCGGGCCCGAGGACGCCUUGGAGAGCGCUGCCCAGCUCCAGAGGCUGCUGAGCCCUCCCCAGCCGCCGCUGUUCUGCGACCAGCCCGACCUCACGGCCCUCAUCGACACCAACUUCUCGGAGCGGGUGAAGGUGGCCGAGCCGGAGCCGCGGCUGCGCGCCGUGGGCGGCCGCCACAAGGACGCCGGCUACGACUUCAGCAGCCUGGUGGGGAAGGUGUACGAGGAGCACGGCGGCUCCCACGGCGGCUCCCACGGCGGCUCCCACGGCGGCCUCGGCUACGGCGGCAGCACGGCCCCGCACGCGGCCCCCUUCGGCAGCAGCUCCCGCGCCACGGCCGAGGACGGCGGCCGCCGGAGGAGCCUCGGCGACGAGCCCGCGCCCGCCCUGGACAAAUCCUCCCCCGGUCCCGCCUGGGGAGGAGACAUGGAGAGCUCGGUCUGGAGCCUGGACCUGCAGGGGAACCUCAUCGUGGCUGGGCGGAGCAAUGGCAGGCUGGAGGUGUGGGAUGCCAUCGAGGGCACCCUGCGCAGCAGCAAUGACGAAGGGCAGUCUGGCAUCACGGCGCUCGUCUUCCUCAGCAACAGGAUCGUCGCUGCCCGCUUGAACGGCUCCUUGGAUUUCUUUUCUCUAGAGACACACACGUCCCUGAGCCACCUGCAGUUCCGAGGAGCCCCCAGCAGGAGCAGCGUCCCGUCCUCGCCCGUGUUCAGCAGCAGUGGCCUCAUCUCCUGCCAGCUCACACACACCGUGGCCUGUGCCCACCACAAGCCCAUCACGGCGCUGAAGGCUGCGGCCGGGCGCCUGGUCACCGGCAGCCAGGACCAUACGCUGAGGGUGUUCCGGCUGGAAGACUCGUGCUGCCUGUUCACACUGCAGGGCCACUCGGGAGCCAUCACGGCUGUCUACAUGGACCAGACCAUGGUGCUGGCCAGCGGAGGCCAGGACGGUGCCAUCUGCCUGUGGGACGUGCUGACGGGCAGCAAGGUCAGCCACAUGUACGCCCACCGCGGGGACGUCACGUCGCUCACCUGCACCACGUCCUGCGUCAUCAGCAGCGGCUUGGACGACGUGAUCAGCAUCUGGGACCGCAGCUCAGGGAUCAAGCUCUACUCCAUCCAGCAGGAGAUGGGCUGCGGCUCCAGCCUGGGCGUCAUCUCUGACAACCUGCUGGUGACGGGCGGCCAGGGCUGCGUCUCCUUCUGGGACAUCGGCUACGGCGACCUGCUGCAGACCGUGUACCUGGGCAAGAGCAACGAGGCGCAGCCCGCGCGGCAGAUCCUGGUGCUGGAGAACGCCGCCAUCGUCUGCAACUUCGGCAGCGAGCUCAGCCUGGUCUACGUGCCCUCGGUGCUCGAGAAGCUGGACUGAGCCGGGGCUGGAGCUCGGGGUGCGGGGACACGGGCAGGGAGGGGGGGACGGGGCCGGGGGCACCGGCUCCAGCUCUUGGUUCAUGCCACGAGCCGGACUCUUGUCAGCGGGGCCGAGCCCCCUCCGCUCCUGUCCCCGCAGCGAGGUGCUGGGGGGCGGCUGCAGGGGGACGCGGGGCAGGAGCGGGAGCAGCCCGGGGCAGCCCCAGCCCCGCAGCUCGGCCCCCACGUGCCUUAGAGCUCGGGCAGAGCCCCCGGGCCCUGCUGCCCCCUCCCCUAUUUAUUUAUACGCUGUACAUAUUUAUUUAUUGCGGCAGCCCCAGCACAGCCCCAGCACAGCCUGGCUCCUGCGCCCACUUUGCAGCAAUAGCACCUUCCUCCUCCUCCUGCCACGGGACCCAGGAGGCCUCUCUCAGGUUGGGUGCCGGGAGGAAACCCCUCGAGGGGCAGGGAGGGGGUUGUGGGUGGCAGCGAUGGGACCAAAGCGCCUGCUGUGGGGUGUCCCCCGUCCUCCCCCUCGGUGUGCAGGGCCCGAGCCCCCUCCCCUGUGCUCCCCCCUCGUCCACACAGACUCUGGUGAUUGUAGAGGCCGGGGAGGGGGCUACUGGGGGUCCCUCCCGCCCCAUCCGCCGCAGCCUUGGUCCCGCUGCUCGGGGCCGCGUUUUGUAGCCCGUGUUUUGUAACGCAACGAGGACGCUGCCAUUAAAGGAACUAACCCCA